AUGGCAGCAUCUUUUGCGACAGUGUGUCGUGUCUCGACGAGGCUAGUAAGCCGGCGAGUGACCCAAGGUGCAGCAGUCAGAGGCUUUCGAACAUCCGCUGCCUUGCCGGCGGCGCAAAACUUCACGAUGCCGGCGCUGUCGCCGACGAUGACGGAAGGCAAUAUUGCAACAUGGAAGGUCAAGGAGGGCGACGGGUUUGCUGCCGGCGACGUGCUGCUCGAGAUCGAGACGGACAAGGCCUCCAUGGACGUCGAGGCGCAGGAGGACGGAAUCAUGUUCAAGAUCUUUGAGGGUGAUGGUACCAAAGGCAUUCAAGUGGGCACACGAAUUGGGCUUCUCGCGGAGCCUGGCGACGACAUCAGCCAACUAGAGAUCCCCGCCGACGAAUCCAAGCCUGCGGCGAAGGAAGCCAAGAGGGAGGAGCCGUCGCAACCGCUCAAGCCUACAGAGAACCCUCCCCAGAAGAAGGCGGUCAACCCCAGCAAGCCCAAGAAGUCCGGCCAAAAGGCCCCGAAGCUGGCAUAUCCUCUUUACCCGUCGGUCGAGCACUUGAUCAAGGAGCACAAGCUGGACGAAUCAGCCAUUAGCGAGAUCACACCUACCGGACCCCAAGGUCGUCUUCUGAAGGGCGACGUUCUAGCAUAUCUAGGCGCCAUUUCCAAGGGCCGACCAUCCGAGAUCGAGGCACGCUUCAACCACAACGCUCAUCUUGACCUGAGCAACAUCAAGCUCGCCAAGCCGGCCGCAGCCCCUCCGGCGAAGAAGACGGACAAGCCCGCGGCGGCAGAGUUUCCAAUCCCCAAGGACUUACUGGUCUCGCUGCCCGUCUCCCUGGCCGCCGUCAUCGAGGUGCAGAAGAAGAUCCAAGACAACCUUGGCACUUUCAUGCCCUUGUCGACCUUCGUCUCUCGCGCCGCCGAGUUGGCCAAUGAUGAGCUGCCACUAGCAGGCAACUUCAAGCCAACGGCCGACGACCUGUUCAACCAAGUGCUGGGACUGGACAAGGUGGACCCGAAGGUUUCAAGAGGCUACUACAUGCCUCAAAUCUCGGCGUUGCCACCAAGUUCCUUCACCGGGGUAGCGCCGAAGCCGAAGUCGGCCAAGGUCGACAUUAUUGACUUCUUAGCUGGAACUGUUAAGCGGAGUGCCCCUAAGUCGCUGCGCACAUCGGGCAUCUCGACUGGAGUCAACACUUUCAGCCUCACAGUGUCCAAACCUGAAGAGAAGAGGGCUCAAGCUUUUCUGGCACGAUUGAAGGUGGUUCUCGAGAACGACCCUGGAAGACUAGUGCUGUGA
Molecule: messenger RNA, 1296 nt
Organism: Pseudomassariella vexata
Lineage: Eukaryota; Fungi; Ascomycota; Sordariomycetes; Amphisphaeriales; Pseudomassariaceae
Product: biotin-requiring enzyme
Exons: 2
Coding region: 1-1296 (431 amino acids)
Biological process (GO): pyruvate decarboxylation to acetyl-CoA
Cellular component (GO): pyruvate dehydrogenase complex
Molecular function (GO): dihydrolipoyllysine-residue acetyltransferase activity
Source: RefSeq, a predicted model, not a curated record